AUGCAGCACUUCCUCAUCUCAUUUCUCGCCAUCACCUCCGCGGCAACGCUAUCCUCUGCGGUCCCCAUCCUUUCCAUAGCUCCGUCACCACAAUCCAUUCUUACUGCACGACCUCUGCCUACCCGCAGGGAAACCCAACUUCCCUACGGCAAGGUCAUUGAUCGCUGCAUCGUCUCCGGAACAAUCGCCCUAGCCUUUGACGAUGGCCCCUACAUCUACACAGAGCACGUCCUCGAUCUGUUCGCCGAGGCCGACGUGCACGCAACGUUCUUUCUCAAUGGUGACUGGAAGGGAAAUAUCUACGACUAUUCUCAUGUGAUGAAUCGGACUUUGGCAGAAGGACACCAGAUUGGAUCUCACUCAUGGAGCCAUCUCAACCUCACCACUGUGCCCUAUCAGACCAUCCUCUCAGAGAUGUAUCACUUGGAGCAGGCCUUCUCAGACAUCCUUGGUUUCAUCCCAACGUAUACGCGGACCCCCUGGCUGCACGUGAACGACCUCGUGCUCUCCGCCAUGGCAGAUCUGCAGUAUCACGUCAUCGGCGCGAGUAUUUUCACCGACGACAAGACGAACGAUGCUUCCGAUCGAACGGGGCGGAGUUUGGAGAUGUUCCGCGAGGGAUUGAAGCAGGGUGGGAGUAUUCUGCUUGCGCACGAUUCGCAAAAGUAUACGGCAGAGAAGUUGGUGGGGGACAUGAUUCAGGAGGUGAAGAGGCGGAAAUUACAUGGUAAGAGAAUUUGA
Messenger RNA from Penicillium oxalicum, 741 nucleotides. Its product is annotated as putative peptidoglycan-N-acetylglucosamine deacetylase. Bases 1 to 741 code for a protein of 246 amino acids. The transcript is spliced from 2 exons. Gene Ontology annotation, molecular function: hydrolase activity, acting on carbon-nitrogen (but not peptide) bonds. The record is from RefSeq and is a predicted model, not a curated record. NCBI's taxonomy places the organism in Eukaryota, Fungi, Ascomycota, Eurotiomycetes, Eurotiales, Aspergillaceae. Gene Ontology annotation, biological process: carbohydrate metabolic process.